CGGCUUGUUUUUUGUCACCAAGGUAAGAGGGCUCUAGUGGGGAGGACGACCCGAGAUUUUUUUGUAUUUCUUUUUUGUUGUUUCCGUCACCUCAACAUUCGCCAUGCCACCAAAGAAACAGUCCAAGGCCGAGCAAAAGAAGAAGGUCAAGGUGGCCGAAGAUAAGACCUUUGGCAUGAAAAACAAAAACAAGUCAAAGAAGGUUCAGCAGUACAUUCAACAAGUGAAAGGCCAAGUUAAUGCCAAUAAGGGUCCGUCUGAAAAGCAAAAGAUUGCCGACAAAAAGGCGGCCGAGCAAAAGCGAAAGGAAGAAUUGGCCGAAUUAUUCAAUCCUGUUCAAACCCCACAGAAAGUGCCAUUCGGUACCGAUCCCAAAACGGUGCUUUGUAUCUAUUUUAAACAAGGUCACUGCGAGAAAGGCAGCAAGUGCAAGUUCUCUCAUGAUCUGAACAUUGAACGCAAGGCGCAAAAGAAAGAUCUAUAUACCGAUUCCCGACAGGAGAAGCAGCAAGAUACAAUGGAAACUUGGGAUCAAGAGAAAUUGGAAGAGGUUGUCAAAAGCAAAGCUGGCAAGCAGCCACCAACCGAUAUUGUGUGCAAAUACUUUUUGGAAGCUAUUGAAUCCAACAAGUAUGGUUGGUUCUGGGAAUGUCCUAAUGGAGGAACAACAUGCAAAUACCGUCACGCUUUACCUCCUGGCUUUGUCUUGAAGGCAAAGAACAGUAAAAAGGAAGAAAAGUCCGAGAUCUCAUUGGAAGAAUUUUUGGAUACCGAGCGUCAUAACCUUGGACCGAACCUCACACCGGUUACCUUGGAAUCGUUCAACGAAUGGAAAAAGAACCGUUUGGUCAAGAAGGAUGCCGAUGAAGCUGCGGCUCGUAAAGCUAAGGAAACACGAUGGAAGGCCGGCCGAUCUCAGGGCAUGUCUGGUAGAGAUCUGUUCGACUUUAAUCCUGCAUUGGCUCAGGAGGAAGAUGACGACAUGGACGCUAUUGAUCUGGCCGCUUACGAUCGUGCGGAAACUGAAAGAGAACGCGAACGAUUGGAGCAGGAAAGAUUGAAUAACGGGGUGGCAAACAUGUCUCUGCAGGAUGGAAACACAAAUGUCGCUGUGAAAGAGGAAGUGUUCGCCGAAGAGAAUUUAGACGAUUUGGAUGACGACGACGACGAAUAAAAAAGAAAAGAAAAGAAAAAAUAAAUUUAAAAACCAUCAAAAGUAAUCUACUACAAUAAACAAGAGCAUCAAAUUUUUGAUCUACAG
Radiomyces spectabilis is the source of this 1261-nucleotide messenger RNA. RefSeq lists its product as uncharacterized. Bases 104 to 1174 code for a protein of 356 amino acids. The record is from RefSeq and is a predicted model, not a curated record. Gene Ontology annotation, cellular component: cytosol. Gene Ontology annotation, biological process: cytoplasmic translation. Gene Ontology annotation, molecular function: metal ion binding; mRNA binding. NCBI's taxonomy places the organism in Eukaryota, Fungi, Mucoromycota, Mucoromycetes, Mucorales, Radiomycetaceae. The transcript has 5 exons.